Molecule: messenger RNA, 538 nt
Organism: Trifolium pratense (red clover)
Lineage: Eukaryota; Viridiplantae; Streptophyta; Magnoliopsida; Fabales; Fabaceae
Exons: 3
Coding region: 59-427 (122 amino acids)
Source: RefSeq, a predicted model, not a curated record
AGAUGUCUCACCAACACCAUCCUUUCUUGCAUCAUCCUGCAAAGAAUCCUUCAUAAUUAUGGAGUUGCACUUUCAAGCACAAACAAUGAUGUUUGUUCCUACACAUACUUUUAUGUCUAGAAAAGGAGAGGUUUGUGACUUGGGGCCUUAUGAUGGUGUAUGUUCUGUCCAGUGGACCAUGGAGAUGGAGGUUUCAACUGACUUUAUUGGCAAAGCUUGUUGGCCACAAGUGAUAAUCUGGAAAAUAGGUGAGAAAAGAAAGAAGCUAGAGGAAGAGAAAAGCAUUAUCAUCCGUUUUGUAAUCGGACAUGGGAUCAUGUUGAAGAAUACCUUGAAUUGUCAGCAAAAACAAAGACCUACUUUGCCACUGCUGUUAACUUGUGGGAUGCUGACUUUUAUAUCAAAGUUGAUGAUGAUGUUCAUGUAAAUAUAGGUAUCAAAUGAUUUAAAUUGUAUUAGAAAUUGGUGGUAGUUGAACUGGAUGUAGAUGCUUUUAUAUCAAAGUUAAUUAUUUUUUAAUAUACUUAUUUUACCUUUU